GUCAUUCGCCCGGUCCAGUCUGCCCACUUCCUCACAGGCCCCUACCCUAGGUGGAUAUUAGUGGUUGUCGUGGUCUCACCCAGCCCUACUAGCCUUGUGUAUAUUGUGCAAUAAAUAUAUAUAUAAGACGUAUAUUCUCCCACAUCCACAUCUGUGUCUACCAGCACCUUGUGUUUGUCCAGAAUUGGUCAAUUUCUCCCUGUGGCCACACUUACAACAUCAUGUCUCUGCCCAAGGACUUCAAGUGGGGCUUUGCCACGGCAGCCUACCAAGUCGAAGGAGCCACCGAGGAGGACGGGCGAGGCCCCUCUAUCUGGGACACCUUCUGCAAGAUCCCAGGCAAGAUCGCCGACGGCAGCGAUGGCUCCGUGGCCUGUGACUCGUACCACCGCACGGCAGAGGACAUCGCCCUCCUGAAGUCGCUAGGAGUCAACUCAUACCGCUUCUCUCUCUCAUGGUCUCGGAUCAUCCCCCUUGGUGGCCGCAACGACCCCAUCAACCAGGCCGGCCUCGACCACUACAGGAAGUUUGUAGACGACCUCCUCGACGCUGGUAUCGAGCCAUUUGUCACGCUGUACCACUGGGACAUCCCCGACGCACUGGACAAGCGGUACGGUGGUCUGCUGAACAGGCAGGAGUUCCCCCUCGACUUUGAGAACUACGCCCGUGUCGUGUUCAAGGCCAUACCCAGGUGCAAGUACUGGAUCACCUUCAACGAGCCCUGGUGCAGCUCCAUCCUGGGCUACAGCACGGGCUACUUCGCCCCGGGCCACUGCUCGGACCGGUCCAAGUCGGCCGUGGGCGACAGCUCGCGCGAGCCCUGGAUCGUGGGCCACAACCUGCUGCUCGCCCACGGGCGCGCCGUCAAGGUCUACCGCGAAGAGUUCAAGCCCACCGACAAGGGCCAGAUCGGAAUCACCCUCAAUGGCGACGGCGUGUACCCGUGGGACCCCGAGGACCCCGAGGAUGUCGAGGCGGCCGACCGCAAGAUCGAGUUCGCCAUUAGCUGGUUCGCCGACCCCGUCUACUUCGGCAAGUACCCGGACUCGAUGCGCAAGCAGCUGGGCGACCGCCUGCCCGAGUUCACGCCCGAGGAGGCGGCCCUGGUCAAGGGCAGCAACGACUUCUACGGCAUGAACCACUACACCGCCAACUACAUCAAGCACAAGACGGGCACUCCCCCCGAGGACGACUUCCUGGGCAACCUCGAGACCCUCUUCUACUCCAAGAAGGGCGAGUGCAUCGGCCCCGAGACCCAGAGCUUCUGGCUGCGGCCCAACCCCCAGGGCUUCCGCGACCUGCUCGGCUGGCUGUCCAAGCGCUACGGCUACCCCCCGAUCUACGUCACCGAGAACGGGACGUCGCUCAAGGGCGAGAACGACAUGAAGCUCGAGCAGAUCGUCGAGGACGACUUCCGCGUCAAGUACUUUGACGGCUACGUCAAGGCCAUGGCCCUCGCCUCCAAGGAGGACGGCGUCGACGUCCGUGGCUACAUGGCCUGGUCGCUCAUGGACAACUUUGAGUGGGCUGAGGGUUACGAGACAAGAUUCGGUGUAACAUAUGUCGACUAUGAGAACGGCCAGAAGCGCUACCCUAAGAAGAGCGCAAAGAGUCUGAAACCACUGUUUGACAGUCUGAUCAAGAAGGACUAAGUACCAGGUCUGAGGGGAAUGCUGAUGAUAAUGAAUCUGUGGAUGAUGUUUCAAACUUAUAUAUGGACGGGCGUAGUGUAUAUCUUUGGUUGACCUUUGACACACUCCAGUGGUGACACCUAGGCACUCAUGAUUAAUUACAUAGCCUGUGAAAAUUUGAGAACUGACAACA
This is a messenger RNA of Diaporthe batatas, 1824 nucleotides long. RefSeq lists its product as uncharacterized. The coding region runs from base 222 to 1652 and encodes 476 amino acids. Gene Ontology annotation, molecular function: beta-glucosidase activity. Gene Ontology annotation, biological process: carbohydrate metabolic process. The transcript has 3 exons. NCBI's taxonomy places the organism in Eukaryota, Fungi, Ascomycota, Sordariomycetes, Diaporthales, Diaporthaceae. The record is from RefSeq and is a predicted model, not a curated record.